Vitrella brassicaformis is the source of this 2314-nucleotide messenger RNA. Lineage: Eukaryota; Vitrellaceae. The record is from the annotation of a GenBank genome assembly.
CGGAGUUUCAGCGAUGAUGGCCCAGCGUGAGCAUCAGAGGGCGGGUGAGCGACGACAGAGGCAGGAGAGCGUCCUGCGGCAGGGAGAGUCACGGACCCGGCUGCGAGUGUCAAUUGAGGAACAGGUCCGACAGGUGGCCCACCAGCUGCAGCUUCAACAGCCUGAGGGUGGCCGGCAGGGGCAGGCCGAGUUGCCUGCUCGCGUGCCAACACGCGAGACGGCAGACUAUGGCGCCAGGUUCGUGCCCGACCAGACGGUGGACGCCGCCCCGUUCCUCGACGGACCGGCUGCAGGAGGGCUCCCCGUCUCCGUCAACCGCCGCACGGAGUAUCAGGGCACAAACCAACGCAAUGGCGCCGACUUGUUCUCCAAAUACACUCAAGUAGACCAAGUCAUCAAACACCUACGAGUGGAUGGAUGUCGCCAUUCGUCGCUCUUUUUGUGUGUAUCGGUCGGUCGUCAGGUGCGCGGCGCAGUGGGCUAUGGGCGGCUGACAGGACGAGACGACGAUGUCAGAGGGGGCUAUGGAGACGGUCACAUGACGGGCCACCCAUACCAGUAUACACGGCCACCGACCGUUAUGAGGUGAGUGUUCACUCCUUGUAUGCAGUCACCCAUAUAGAUCUAUUGCUCUCUCUGCUCCCUCUCACCUUUCAGUCCGCAGCCUACGACGCUUAUGAAUUCGCCUACCCGUAUUUGCGUCCGGAGGAGCCCCAGCGUCCGGCCGGAUACCCCAGCCAGAUGAGCAGGGAGGCGCAGCAGUAUGGCAGCGGCCGCCUCACGUCGACUGGACAGAACGACGCCUACGGUGGUGCUCCUCUCAGCACUCGGCCACACCGAUAUGAUGGGCGGCUUCCCUCAUACUCGCAGCACCAGACCAACCACGGCCUCAGCUGGGACGGAGUGGGCGGCCAGCCGGACUACUCCUCGCGUCGAGCCUACCGCGCUCCAAGCAACAUCAGCAAAGUCAGCAAGUCAUCGGUCGUGUCCCGAGGCACCCAGUGCAGCAUCAUGACCACUCAGACGGCACUCGGACCCCAAAACACGACGCGUGGUGCGUCACGACACUACCAGCAGCAGCAGCAGCAGCAGAGGCCCAUCGACCACGCCGGCCUGGAGGUGGAGGCGACGGCCAGUUCGGUGGGCCGCUACGCGCCGCCACCGGACACCCACAACACCCACAAUGGUCAGGACAACGGAUCAGGUGGCGGUUUCUUCGGCGGGAUGUUCUCGGGCUUGGGCUUCUUCCUGGGUGGGGGCCGGGCCGCUGGAGGUGAGGAGGGGUGUGGUGAGAUGAGACACACAUAGCCCUUCUCUGUCAUUCACUGGCACAUCAUCGACAUGUCUGUCCGUCUGUCUGUCUGUCUGUCUGUGUCAGCGGUGCGAGAGGAGACGCGCGCGUCUCGUGGCGGUGCGGAUCGCCGCUCCAAUCGCCGACACAUCGAUGACGACCGCUACGCCUAUGGUGCUCAGGUGAGUCUCACCAACACAGUGGUCACAUACAUACGCCAUCCGCUGGUCAUGCUGUGUCUGUCUGUCCUUCUGUCAGGGUGGGUCGUACGAGUCCCGCUACCACCGAGAACCCAAGAUGGACAGGCAGCAGGCUAUUGAGGCCUACGCGAGGGAGCUGGACAAUUGGAAGGGCUUCUGGGAGAUGGAGCUGCAGGAACGCUCGGAGAUCCAAGAGCGGCUCCGCCGACAACUCGAGGAGCGGGCGGCGGAGCGGGAGAAGAAAAUGGAGCGCUUCCACCGACAAGAGCAGGAGAAAAUGGAGCGUGAGUGGCGUGAAGUGGAGGCCAAGAAGGACGAAAUGCGCCGCAAAGAACAGGAGCUCGAGGAGAAAAAGGAGCAACUCGACCAGCAGCUGCAGCAGCUGCAACACCAGAUGCAGCAGCGGCAGCGUCUCAACAGCGACAACGAGACGGCAGACAACCAGCAGCAGACGAGCACCUCUGACACCGUCCCCCCGACCCCAACUGGAGCAGUGCAGGCGGCAUCCAAAGUGGCUGAAGGAGACGCCACUGGCGAGCGACAGCGGACCCGCCAGAUGCUGCAGGAGCUCGAGAACAGUCCGCAUUUCUGCAACUUUCCCCCGGCGCCCGGGCAGUCGCCUGCUGAGCGACGCCGAAGUGUGCAGCAGUGACAGCCUUAUGGUGUCAAGCAAAGGGAAGAGAUGCAUGGCUGUGUGUAGUGGUUGAGUGUUUGGUUGGCCGGCUAGUUGUUGAGUGCCUUGUCAUUGGACGCUUGGAUGGUCGGUCGUGAGCAGAUAGAAAAAUGAGACAUAUCUAUGCCAUAUAUGAAGCGUUGGCUUGAU